Xylaria bambusicola is the source of this 2917-nucleotide messenger RNA. RefSeq names its product ankyrin repeat-containing domain protein. Gene Ontology annotation, molecular function: protein binding. The transcript is spliced from 4 exons. The record is from RefSeq and is a predicted model, not a curated record. Lineage: Eukaryota; Fungi; Ascomycota; Sordariomycetes; Xylariales; Xylariaceae. Bases 139 to 2874 code for a protein of 911 amino acids.
CGUGGAAAGGUUUCUGCACCUGAAUCUACCUUCUAUGUCAAUCUGUGCCUGCAUGGAAGUGUUUAUUAACUGUAUAUCUAUCCGAGAACUGAAAUAUCAUCAGUAGUUGCGAAGAAUCAGGUUACGACCGUCACGGCCAUGCCGCCUGAAACGUCUAUCAGCAACCAUGAUUCCGGUCCCCAAAAUGUCGUAAUUGGUAGCGGGCCUCAGUCUAACUUCAACGGUUCCGGCACGCAAAAUAACUACUACGGGGUCUUCCAAGAUACACAAGUCGUCCAGGCGAAUAAACUUCGGGAGGAAAAGAGAUGCUGUCUCAAGUCUCUUAGUUACCCUAGUAUGAACUCUCGACGAAAUAAAAUAGACAAUGCUCAUCCACAUACCUGCGACUGGCUAUUUGAGACUACUGAGUUCAAGCAAUGGCGGCGCGGUAGCAACCUACGAACCCAUAAGGGAGUCCUCUGGAUUAAAGGCAAGCCGGGGGCGGGCAAGUCGACACUGAUGAGCCACACUUUGUCUCACUGCGAAAAAGUUUUCAGCGACCACCUAAUCGUCGCGCACUUCUUCAACGGUCGUGGGGACCCUCUUGACACGACUCCUCUAGGUAUGAUGCGAUCGAUCGUAUAUCAACUCAUCAAUAAAGACAGUAUAUUGUGUGAAGCUUUUCUCGAAUUAUAUCGUGAGAAUCAGGAGCAGAACGGAGACCAGUUUCAGUGGCAGGAGUCUGAGCUGAAAACGUUCUUGAUAGCCAAGCAGUCAUAUUUCCGCUCAAAACCUCUCCUUUUUCUUGUCGACGCAGUGGACGAGUGCGGAGAAGAAGGAGCAAGAGACGUGGUCGGUUUCCUUGAAUCCUUGAGUGUCAAUGCUGCUCAUAUUGGCGUCGAGCUUAGGAUAUGCCUUUCAAGUCGUCCUUACCCCUGGGUCAGCAUGAAAAACAACCUCGAGCUAAUUGUGGAGGGAAGGCACGAACACGGCAUGGCUAUCGCUACGUAUGCGCGAGACAAUCUGAUUAUAGAAGAUCCAUCUAUCGAGCACCAGCUGCGACAGAAGGCGGGUGGUAUCUUCAUGUGGGUUGUUCUCGUUAUCACGAUGCUAAAUAAAGAAUACGAUGAAGGCCGACCUGAAGACAUGCAGAAGACACUAGACGAGAUACCUGGAGAUCUGGAAGGCAUUUUCGAGACGAUCUUAGAAAAGGUCAGUCCAAACAGGACCGAAUCCAUCAAUAUGCUCCAAUGGGUGCUGCUUAGCAAGCGGCCGUUGAUGCCAGAUGAGCUCUACAUGGCGGUGAUAGGGAAACCACUCCCGUCCCCCGAGACCAUCCGACGACGUAUCACUUCUUCGUCCAAGGGUCUUAUUGAGAUACGCAAGGAGUCCCACGGAGAAUUUGUGCAAUUCAUUCAUUUGUCGGUGAAAGAUUUCUUGUGCAAAAACAAGAGGCUCGAGAUGCUAGACCCAGCGUUGCAGCCAGAUGCCAUCAGUGCCAGUCACGCGUAUAUAUGGACCCAAUGCUGGUCUUAUAUCCAGCGUCAAAGUACUGUCUCGGCGGGCGAGGGAGAUGCGAGGGGCUCAGGCGUUGAUUCUCUCUUAACAUAUGUAGCGACUUACAUACUCGAUCACGCCGAUGGGGCGCUAUCGAAUGCCACAGUCGCCAGUCGAUUAGAUCACGACAUGUCGCACUGGCUAGCAGCGCGAGAUACUUGGGUUCACCAACUUGUGCCGGCCAAGGAUCUCGAACAAAGGGAUAAUCUUUACAAGUAUUGGCUAGACAACCUCACUCUCGGGCACGAGAAGCUCAUAUACAUCCUAAGCCUUUUUCCUUACCCCAAUCUGUUUAAUUUUGCUGUCGACAAAGGCGCCGACGUCAACGCGACUCUCUCCAAUGGUCGCACAUUGCUGCAGUUUGCUUUAGAACUUAAAGGGUACCAUUCGGUACAUUUACUUAUACGAAAAGGUGUCGAUGUGAACGGGCCGGGCGGACGAGCUGCGAACUUGCUACUAGUUGUUUCCCGGUCAGCUUACGAAAUAGCGGAGUUGCUUAUCGAGAAUGGUGUUAAUAUUCACGCCUGGAACACACCAUUUGGCAAUGCACUUCAGGCUGCUUGUUAUUGUGGGAACAGCCGACUAGUACAAUUACUUAUUGAGAAGGGUGUGGACAUAAACGCACGAGGCGGUCAAUUUGGCAGCGCCCUACAAGCUGCGAGUUCCAGUGGCCAUUACUCGAUAACAGAGCUCCUUCUACAAAGCGGUGCCAAUGUUAAUGCGCAAGGAGGCACGCACAGCCAUGCGCUACAAGCUGCGGUGUCAAUUGGCCAUUAUUCUAUAGCAGACUUACUUCUACAAAAGGGUGCCAACGUUAAUGCGCAAAGCAGACGUUAUGGCAACGCUCUACAAACUGCUUGUAAAAUUGGCAAUUACUCAAUAGUAGAGUUACUUCUGCAGAAGGGAGCCCAGGUUAAUGCGCAAGGUGGACAUUAUGGCAACGCUCUACAAACUGCUUGUAGAAAGGGCAAUUACUCAAUAGUAGAGUUACUUCUACAGAAGGGAGCCCAGGUUAAUGCGCAAGGCGGGCAUUAUGGCACUGCGCUACAAGCCGCAUCCGCUGCGGGCAACAGAAGAAUAGUCGAGUUGCUGCUUUCAAAUAGCGCCGAUGUUAAUGCCCUAGGGGGAGAAUACGGAGAUGCGCUACAUGCAGCAGCUUAUCAGGGAAAUGAUUAUAUAUUACUGCUUCUAUCGCGAUAUGGCGCCGUGCACGCUGAAAAUCUGGUUUCGCAAGAUGGUAAUAAUCUGUGUGAGCUAUGUGAACAACGAUGCAAGCAACGCAGAUUCUUACACUUAGAAUUUAAUUCUCCAUAUUUCAACCUAAAGUUAGCACUUUAGGGUUUUAAUAAUAGAUAACGAAAUCAGGAUUAAAGAGGGAAAU